Messenger RNA from Arabis nemorensis, 321 nucleotides. The record is from the annotation of a GenBank genome assembly. Lineage: Eukaryota; Viridiplantae; Streptophyta; Magnoliopsida; Brassicales; Brassicaceae.
AUGAGAGGUUGUGAGUUCUAUAUCACGCUUUCGGAAGGUUUCUCUGUAUUCGAUGGGAAUGACAAGCUUUCUGGGGAGGUUGCUGAAGGACUCGAACUGUUGAAGAAGAUAAAUCUAAAUCUUGCUCACAACAAACCAAUUGAAGAGCUGAAAAUAGAAGAGUUGUGUAUUCUUCUAGAUCCGUUUGACAAUCUAGUUGAAGAAGAGUCCAAACAUGAAGAGCGGCAAGAAGAUGAUAUGUAUCUUUCUCGUCAGGAACUCGAGGAGCUUUUUUCUCUUGAAAUAGCUAGCAACAUGCUGAUAAUUCGCAAUCUGAAAUAG